CGCAAGGGCUUAGGGCGCCGUUUGGGACACGAGGACAGCUGUGUGUAGUGGAAAGGGCAGCCGGCGGGCAGCGCCAUAUUUCCAUCUUGUGUCAGAUAGGUGGGGCGCAGACACUGCGACAUGGAGGGUAAAGAGAGCAAAGAGCCAGAACAGCUGAGGAAGCUGUUUAUUGGUGGUCUAAGCUUCGAGACAACAGAAGACAGCUUACGUGCUCACUUUGAACAAUGGGGAAAGCUCACAGACUGUGUGGUGAUGCGGGAUCCAGGGAACAAGCGGUCGCGGGGCUUUGGCUUUGUAACAUACUCCUGUGUAGGUGAGGUGGAUGCAGCCAUGGCAGCUCGACCCCAUAAAGUGGAUGGUCGCGUUGUUGAGCCUAAACGGGCAGUUUCCCGUGAGGACUCAAAUAAACCAGGGGCCCACCUGACAGUGAAAAAGAUCUUUGUUGGUGGGAUUAAGGAGGACACUGAAGAAUAUCAUAUACGUGAAUACUUUGAGAGGUAUGGAAAGAUUGAGAGCAUUGACAUUAUGGAGGAGCGAUCAACGGGCAAAAAGAGAGGGUUCUGCUUUGUAACGUUUGAUGAUCAUGACACUGUGGAUAAAAUUGUAGCUCAGAAAUACCACACCAUAAACUCCCAUAACUGUGAAGUCAGGAAAGCACUACCUAAACAGGAAAUGCAGGCAGUUUCUAACCAGAGGUAUCGUGGUGGUGGUGGAGGAGGUAAUUUCAUGGGCAGAGGAGGCAAUUUUGGAGGUGGCAACUUUGGUAGAGGUGGCUAUGGAGGAGGCCGAGGAGGCUAUGGAGGAGAUGGUUAUGAUGGAUUUGGUGGAGAUGGUGGGAACUAUGGCGGUGGCCCGGGUUAUGGUGGUGGGCGUGGAGGAUUUGGAGGAGGUCCUGGUUACGGUCACCAGGGAGGAGGGGGAGGAGGAGGCGGUGGUUAUGGAGGAGGAUAUGACAACUACAGCGAUGGACGCAACUUUGGCGGGAACUUUGGUGGUGGAGGAGGCGGAGGAGGAAACUACAAUGACUUUGGUAAUUAUGGGGGACAGCAGUCAAACUAUGGCCCCAUGAAAGGAAAUAACUAUGGAGGAAGAAAUUCAGGUGGACCAUAUGGAGGUGGCUAUGGAUCAGGGGGUGGUGGCGGCGGCAGCUAUGGGUCAAGGCGAUAUUAAAGUGUGUAUAUUUAUGGCUUCAGGUGGACAGUUAGCAGGAGAUGAGAUGAGUGGAGAGGAGAUGAGAGGAGAGGUCAGGAAAGCAGCAGGUUACUGUGAGAAAGCCAGGACCUGCUAGUCAGAGCACUAAAAAUGGAGACAUAAAGAAGGACUGUUUCCACUAGCUACAAUGAGCAAGGGUGUAGCCAGGUACUCAUGACCUAGUAUGUGUCAGUGUAUGUACAUUCCUUUAAUCUUCUUUGCUAGAUUUUUACCCCUUCUCGUUUUUUUUUUCCCAUUUCCGAAAUCCCUUCGCUUUUUUUCAGAGUGCUAUAUCAAGUGUCGUAGAUGUUGAAGUAAGCUUCUGAAUUAUAUGGUCUUAAGACUAUUUUUUUCUCUUUAGACUAUUAGAUUUAUAGGCAUUUUGUUAUUAAAAAGUCACAAAUUAGCUGCCAACUAUGGUAUCAAUUUUGGUUACCGUAAUGUUUUAGUUUCAUGGCAGUGAUGCUCAUCAGUGUCAAGUGUAAUUUUCUGUUAGUGUGUUUGUGCUGUCUUGCGUUGUAUGCAAAAAAAAGUUAUAAGCAGUAUAGACUUGUCAGAUUGGAGGGCAUGUAACAGAUCCAUUUGUAUAAACAGAAGUCUAGAUUGUUAAACUACUUUGAAAAGUGAAAAAAAGAAACCAGAUUAAAUAAAAUGUAGAAAAUUCCCUAAUCAAAGUUUAGUGGAUCAUUGAGUCUGGAAGAAAGUGCAGUUUUGAGUGUUUGUUGAAUGUGUCCUCAUGGAAGUGUAGCCAAUGAACCCAGACAUUUCAACAUUUUUUGGUGUUAAUAUACAUGUUGCUCUUAUAUAUGAGCAAAGGGGUAUCGAGAUCUAGCCAAAGGCCACCAAACAGGUCUCAGUUACCCAGUGUGGAUGUAAGACAGAGCCUCAACUGGACCAGACAGCGAGUUGUGUCAGAAAAGAGGAGGGAGAAAAAACAAGGGAGCAUCAAGAGCCAAGUCUGUGGAGCAAAGCCAUCAGGUGUCACACCAGAAAGCUAGCAUCUGUUUUUUUCCAAAACUAGCCUAACGUCCAAGAGCAGCUGACGCUAGUGAAGAAAGGCUAGCGAGUACCUGGACCCAAGAGAUGUGACAGCCAAUGCUAGCCAGCAAAGGAAGGGGAGUGAGUAUGAGGGCUUUUGAGACACAGGUGAAUAAGAGACAGCAGAAGAAGAAGGAAAUGACUUGUCUUAGGACCAGGUAAGAGUAACCAUUCUGCUUAAUUUACAGAUUGAAACUGAAGCGGCUGCUCAGCAAAUCUUGUAUGACACGUUUUCAGCGAAAGGUCUGGAUGGGUAAGAUUAAUUCCUCAAAAUAUGUGUGGAAAAUUUUACAGUAUCCUUCCAUAUCCACAGACAGCCUGAGCUAGAAACUACCUGAGUUUUUAGACUUUAGGUAAUUUAGCUUCAUAGCUGAAUCUGUUGAUUUAAGGCUUCUCUUUUUUAUUACAUUACAUUACAGAAUAAAAAUUGAUGGUAGCUUUUAAUUAAAAGUUACACAAGAUAUCUUUCCAAUUGAAGAUUAAAUGCUUUUCAUAGAUUGCAUCUGUUUGAAAUUUUAAAUGUUAGGGUUAUUGGGUUUCAGAGUGAUUAAGUAUUCUAUAUCAUUUUUACUAUAUUUCUGCAAUAUAGUUUGAAAGCAUUCAGGUAUUUUGGAUACAUGCCAGUGAAAUUAACAAUUAUUUCACCCACAAAAGCAAUCAGGUCAGUGUGCAAAUAGAAUCUGAAAGUUUCAGAAUUACUUUGAGUAUUUUAUUAGAGUAAUUAAAUGUUUUCCUGCUUUAGUAUACCUGAGCUAAUUUUCCAACUAAUUAAUAAUGCAGUAGUGACAUGGGACCAUGACUGAAAAACAAUGUAGUGUAGAAAAUAAGAACAGUAAAAUGAGUAGAAUGAAAGUACAAAAUAUGAUAUAAAAGUAUGCAGUACACUCUAAUUUGAUACUACUAAUAGGCCUGCACAUUAAAAUCAGAAAGUAGUGGCAGCCAAAUAGCCACAUCCUCUUCAAGUCCUAAGCACUUUAUUUUACAUUUCUUUACUUGAAUUUCUUCAAGUUAACUCAGUAGCAGGUAUCUCACUAUGCCUGUUAACUCUGAAAAGGUUUGUUAAAAACUGAUAUACCUAGAUGUAUAGAAUAUUGAUCACUUCCACUUCCAAAGGUAGGCUAUAUGGCCAAACGUUUGUGGACACCUGGCGAUCACGCACUACAUGUGCUUUUUGAACAUCCCAUUCUGCGGUUAUUCCCCCUUUGCUGGUAUAAUAACCUCCACUCAUCUGGGAAGGCUUUCCACUAGAAUUUGAAGUGUGGGUGUGGGAAUUUGUGCUCAUUCAGCCGCAAGAGCAUUAGUGAGGUCGGGCACUGGUAUUGGGCGAGGAAGCCUGGGGCUGUUCCAGUUCAUCCCAACGGUGUUCAGAGGUCAGGGCUCUUUGCGGGCUACUUAAUGGACCUUGCUCUGUGCACAGGGGCAUUAUCAUGCUGGAACAGAUUUGGUCACCCUUAGUUCCAGUGAAAGGAAAUUCUAUAUAAUAGAAAUCUUAAUACAAUUGUGUGCUUCCAACUUUGUGGUAACAGCUUGGGGAAGAACCACAUGUUGCUUUAAUGGUCUGGUGUCCGGAAACGUUUGGCCAUGUUGUGUAAAAUAUAAAGUGAUCGUUUUAUCCAAAUAGGUUACUAUGGAGACGGAAUUUCCCAGUGAGAUUUUAAGUGUUUUAAAUAUAUUUGGCCUAGAUAUUAUUCAGCAUCAUUAUUGUAGAUCAGACUAUUGCUGUAAUGAAUGUGUUUCUUAUUUAUGUGGUUAUGGGAGGAUAUAUUUUACUCAGGAAUAAUAUUAUAUUCAUAUAUUUACAUAUUAAUUUUUAUUUUACACACCUAAUUCUGCAGCACAUACUUCACAGCAUUUUUUCUUCUAAAAUAUUUAGAUGUGUAUGAAUGUGAGUUGAAAUUUUAAUUUUUUUUAAAUAAAGAUGUUUUACAAAUC
Pangasianodon hypophthalmus (striped catfish) is the source of this 4161-nucleotide messenger RNA. RefSeq names its product heterogeneous nuclear ribonucleoprotein A3 (gene hnrnpa3). NCBI's taxonomy places the organism in Eukaryota, Metazoa, Chordata, Actinopteri, Siluriformes, Pangasiidae. The coding region runs from base 121 to 1170 and encodes 349 amino acids. Gene Ontology annotation, molecular function: RNA binding. The transcript is spliced from 11 exons. The record is from RefSeq and is a predicted model, not a curated record.